GCAGAACCCCAUCACUACAACAGCAACCACCAUUACCACCCCCACAACUACCACCCCCAGACCCUGUGGCCCCGUCUUCCUUCACCCACAAGUCCCAACCCGCCAAACGAUGAUCCGGGUCUGGUCCUUGGGGUAUCUGCACCCAUCAUGAUGGCUCCCGAGUCCGACGACUCCCCUUUGGCCUCCACUGGCCUGGCCUUUGGCCCCGACGACAUCACUCUCCCCGAAGACCUCGACACCCACAGCCCCGCCAGCUCGCGUGAUCCCGGCAGUGUCAUCGCACCUGGCGAUUCCAAUUUCUUGCAGGAAUCUGGGAACGAUUCGCAUCGAGAUGAUCCCCCCGGGGAUUCCGCACUCAACCCGGACGCACAACAGAGUGAAAAACCCGCAUGGAGCGAGAUGAAGACCAAGGCCGGGAAGGAGCGCAAGCGCUUACCUCUGGCCUGUAUCGCCUGCCGACGUAAAAAGAUCCGAUGCUCCGGCGAGAAGCCCGCCUGCAAGCAUUGUUCGCGCUCCCGGAUUCCCUGCGUCUACAAGGUUACCACGAGGAAAGCGGCCCCCCGCACCGACUACAUGGCGAUGCUCGACAAGCGGCUGAAGCGCAUGGAGGACCGGGUGAUCAAGACCAUCCCGAAGGAAGAAACGAGAGACAUGGCUGCGAUUGGUCGGUCGGUGGUCCGGCCCCCGCAGCCGGGACAGACCUCGAAAGCGCAGAAGAAGCGCACGGCGGAGGAAGCCUUCGCGGCGGAACUGGAUGAAUGGGGCCGGGGCAGUCGCGAAGGGCCGCAGGACACCUUUCCGAUGCGCCGGGAGAGUAAGCCCGGCGAUGCCUCGGGUCUGAUGACGGAGGGGGCCGAGUUCCUGCCCUCGUUGGAGAUUCAAGAACAUCUGGCGGAGGUAUUCUUCGACUGCGUCUAUGGCCAAUCCUAUCUACUGCUUCACAAACCCAGCUUCAUGCGAAGGCUCAAGGCGAGGACGGUACCGCCCGUACUCAUCCUAGCGGUCUGUGCCGUCUCGGCGCGGUUUUCGACGCACCCGCAGAUCAACUCCGAGCCGCCCUUCUUGCGCGGUGAGAACUGGGCGAACCCCGCCGCGGCGAUCGCCUUGAGCCGCCAUGACGAACCAAAUAUUACCAUCCUGACGGUAUUCUUGUUAUUGGGGCUUCACGAAUUUGGUACCUGUCAUGGCGGCCGGAGUUGGUCGUUUGGCGGGCAAGCACUGCGCAUGGCUUACGCUCUACAAUUGCACCGGGAGCUCGAAUAUGACCCUCUACUUGUUCAGAAAAAUGGGAAUGGCUCCCAGCAGCUCAGCUUCACUGACCGUGAGAUCCGAAGACGAACGAUGUGGGCUUGCUUUCUAAUGGAUCGAUAUAACUCCUCUGGGAGCCAGCGCCCGCCCAUUGGUAACGAGAAAUUCUUGCAAAUCCAGCUCCCGAUCAAAGAGACGCAUUUCCAGAUGGAGAUCCCAGGACCAACCGAAGAUCUGGACGGCGUUGUUUUGAACCCAGUACCCGACGAUGUGGGCCAAUUAUCCAACGCUCGAGACAAUAUGGGAGUAUCGGCUUACAUUAUCCGUGCUGUUGUCAUCUGGGGACGCAUAGUCGACUAUCUGAACCUAGGAGGUAAACGAAGAGACACACAACCGCUGUGGUCGCCUGAAUCUGGCUACAUGCGCCUCAAGCGACAGAUCGAGGAAUUUUCCGCAUCACUCCCCAGCCAUCUCUCUUUCAAUUAUGAAAAUCUUCAGAUCCACGCAGCCGAUCGGAUUGCGAACCAGUUUCUCUUUCUGCAUAUCAUUAUUCACCAAAACAUGCUGUUCCUGAACCAGUUCGCCAUUCCACUAUCCCCAGGCGGGCGACCACCGCGGGACAUGCCCAAGGUCUUCCUGAGCAAUGCUGGCCGUGCCGCAGUAGAAGCAGCUCAUCAUAUCUCCGUGCUGAUUGACCGUGCUUCGGCCUAUCCUCUGACAGUUCCGUUUGCCGGAUACUGUGCAUAUUCCGCCAGUACGGUUCAUAUCUGGGGAAUCUUCUCCAAGAACGCACAGCUGGAAGCACGGUCCAAGGAGAACCUACGUCACACAUAUCGUUACCUCAACAAGAUGAAGAAAUACUGGGGUAUGUUCCAUUAUAUGGUCGAGAGCGCCAAGGAUCGGUAUCGACAAUUUGCAGACGCUGCUAUCAAAGGUACUGUAUUGACGCAGAACGGUGGGCAGAUCACCCCCAUGUUCCAGUAUGGCGACUGGUUCGAUAAGUACCCUCAUGGCAUGUCGAGAUCUCACUGGGAGGAGCCCGACCCGAAGGCGAAGUCAAAGAACGACGAAGGAGUAAUGAGCCAAAGACCCGACCUUCAAAGCGUCGAAGAGUUCUUCGCCAGCCUGUCCCCCACUCCACAACCCACUAUGCCACGCCGAUCCUCGAAGAGAAGCGGCAAAAGCGACAGUGUCGCCGGCUUUGACCAAGCCACACCGCCACAGUCAGUGGGUGAGGUGACUAUGGAGGGUGCACCGGGAAUGCUAGGCACCACUGGAACAGGCUUCCCUCAACCCGCCAUGUUUAAUAACCGCAAUGGACAACCGCCGUUCGGUCAAUCCACGUUUGACUUUCCAAUGCCGGCUGCUGAUCAGCUCCCACAGCUUGAUCGGCAAUUUGUGUAUGGCUCGUUCAGCGAUUUUGAUCCUGCUGCCGCGGCAUUUGUGCCUCCUGUGCCUGAGAAGCCAGCUAUGCCCCCGGUGCCACCUGACAUGCCUCCUACCCAGGACCCGACUUCUACUAUCUUCACCGGGCAGAUAGACCCCAACGCGCCGUCCGGCGCAGGGGAAUACUAUCAACCAAGUGCCUGGUUCCUUCCAUUCAACCUCGAUCCGGUCGGUGCCGGAGCAGGGGUCAACCUCGACCCAGCAGCACAGCCAGGGGGGCCGACCAGCAAUCCUGUUGGCGGACCUGAUCUCUCUGGCUUCGGGGGUGCAGGUGCUAUGUCCAUGGGUGCGUACGACAUGGGACUGGGGACGAAUCGCGGCUCGCAUGCCUGAUCAUCUGGCAUGCCGUGUGGCAUCUUUCUUUCUGACUCGUGCAAUUGGCCCUUGAUAAUUUUUACUUUUCAUCUUCGUACAUUGGCGACUGAUUGUUCCUUUGGUUGAACCGGCGGUUUUGUGUAUUCGGGAAGGAAAGAACCGGAGUUAAAGUGCCAUGAGUUAAGGAUGGCUGGUUGCAUGGUGGAGGUGAUGCUUUUAUGCCCCGUCACUCUGAAAUGUAUUAUGUAGGUGCUAUAUACCAGGAAAUAUACUCGCG
Aspergillus aculeatinus CBS 121060 is the source of this 3286-nucleotide messenger RNA. Its product is annotated as putative C6 transcription factor. Gene Ontology annotation, molecular function: DNA-binding transcription factor activity, RNA polymerase II-specific; zinc ion binding; DNA binding. Gene Ontology annotation, biological process: DNA-templated transcription; regulation of DNA-templated transcription. Gene Ontology annotation, cellular component: nucleus. The record is from RefSeq and is a predicted model, not a curated record. NCBI's taxonomy places the organism in Eukaryota, Fungi, Ascomycota, Eurotiomycetes, Eurotiales, Aspergillaceae. The transcript has a single exon. Bases 151 to 3027 code for a protein of 958 amino acids.